Messenger RNA from Lethenteron reissneri (Far Eastern brook lamprey), 3012 nucleotides. Its product is annotated as homeobox protein goosecoid-like. Gene Ontology annotation, cellular component: nucleus. The record is from RefSeq and is a predicted model, not a curated record. Gene Ontology annotation, molecular function: RNA polymerase II cis-regulatory region sequence-specific DNA binding; DNA-binding transcription factor activity, RNA polymerase II-specific; ice binding. Gene Ontology annotation, biological process: regulation of transcription by RNA polymerase II. NCBI's taxonomy places the organism in Eukaryota, Metazoa, Chordata, Hyperoartia, Petromyzontiformes, Petromyzontidae.
CGGGUCAACUGCCCGACCGACCGGCCACAGACUGCGAAACUCGCGAACGACGUUGAUCCGAGUCGCGAACACUCAGCAGUGACUCGCAAACGGCCUGCGUGGAGGGUUUCCAAAGAUGUUGAGCGAGUGCGAUGCUGCCGACUGCAAACGUCGCUCGAUGGCAAAUCAUCAUCAUCAUCAAGGCGGCGGCGGCGGCCGUCAUCGAGAUGCUGCCCGCGCCGAGCGUCGCUCUGCCGCAGAGUUUCCCCGCCGGGUUCGCAUCUGCGACCGGGGCCCCCUUCUGCCCCGCGGGCUACAGGCGGGCGGUCGCUGCCCCCGGGGCGCUGUGCUGCCCUCCGGGCCUGAACCCGCUCGCGCACCUGCCCUUCUCAAAAUGCACGUGCGGCAUCUCGACAGGCUUCUCCUCGGCGGGUUCUCUGUGCCCCGUGGGCUCCUCCACCGUGCUGCCCGGGUGCCACCUGGACGUGGAGACCCUCUCGCGCCUGGAGCUCACCCUCCUGGGGCAGCUGCAUCGGCGCAAGCGACGCCACCGCACUAUCUUCACGGGCGAGCAGCUGGGCGCCCUGGAGGAGCUCUUCCAGCAGACGCAGUACCCGGACGUGAACCUGCGCGAGCAGCUCGCGAGGCGCGUGCACCUGCGGGAGGAGCGAGUCGAGGUGUGGUUCAAGAACCGGCGCGCCAAGUGGAGGAGGACAGAAGCGCGCGUCCUCAGCGUCCUCCGCAGAACCGCCGCCGCCACCACCGCCGCAGCAGUUGCAGCAGCAACAGCAGCAGCAGCAACAGCAGCAGCAGCAGCAGCAACAGCAGCAGCCGCAACAGCAGCGGCAGCAGCAGCAGCAACAGCAGCAGCAGCAGCAACAGCAGCAGCCGCAACAGCAGCGGCAGCAGCAGCAGCGGGCGAGCGGCGAGGGCCCCGAGGCGACGCUGCUGGACGCGGUCGCGGCGACGAAGGCGGCCGCGGUCAGAGAGAGCGACAGCGACACCGACAGCUUCUGAGUCAGAGCCGCGGCUAAGACACUGCGGGGUUCUCCAAGCGACCUCGACUACCGGCCAGCAACAUCACAAACCCUCACCACCACCAACAACCACCACCACCAACCACCACCACCACCAAUCCCCACCACCACCACCACCAACCCCCACCACCACCAACCCACACCACCACCACCAACCCCCACCACCAACCACCACCACCAACCCCCACCACCCUGCACCACCACCACCACCACCAACCCCCACCAAUACCAACUCCCACCACCACCCACCACAACCAACACCACCACCACCACCAACUACCACCACCACCCUCGCACCGCCUGCUGCUGUUGUGCCGGCACCGACCCCACCACAAGUUGAUGUAACGGUGGCUGCUCCUGGCGGCCCGGUCAUCUCUUCCCGCAGCUCUCGCUGCUUCGUGCCGGGGGGCUCCUUCGGGGGGGGGGGGGUGCCCGGGCCUGCGGGUCAGCCCGGCCCCCCCUGCCCCUUGCCACGGAGCGCACUGACGCCUCGUGGGACGUGGGAUGCAGCAGGGGCUGAAGCGGCAACAGUAGCAGCAGCAGAAUUAAUCGACGGCAUCAUCAUCAGCAGCAGCAAUUGCAGCGACUCCAGCAGCAGCAGCGGCGGCCGUAUUAAUAGCGGAAGCAUCAGCGGCAACAGUGACGGUUGCAAUAGCAUCAGGAGAAACAACAUUUACAGCAAUAUCAUCAUCAUCAGCAGCAGCAUCAGCAGCAACAGCAGCAGGACUAGAAUCGCCAUCGUCAUCAUUUUGAGAAACGAUCACUUUAAGACGCUUUUAAAAUGCAGAUUGCAAACGGCAACUAGCAUCGUAAUCAUCGUCAUCAUCAUCAUCAUCCGCAGCAUCAACAGCAUCAUCAUCACGUUCAUCAUCGUCGUCAGCAUUAUCAUGAAGCGCUAUCGGUUACGCAACGGAGUAUAAUCUCGUGUUCAUCACCACUCCGCACCACUCACGGGCUCAAUCGCUCCAGGCACUCAUUGAACACGUGUGUGUGUGUGUGGCUCAUAACGACGCUCACAACAACGAGCGGAGCACCGGGCGGUUAAAACACAUCGAGGAAGCGCUGUUGGGGAGCCAUCUCAGUCAGUCAUUGCACUUGGGUCUGUCUCGUGACCUCCUGCCAGCGAGCCUUUCACAUCACCGCCACUUAGUGGCGACUCGCGGCUGCUGGCAACGAUGAUCCCACCACGCACAUCCUCGUACGAGUCUGCAGACGACGGCGAGCGACAAGGCUUUCAUUUCAGCCGGCACACCACGUUCAGUAAACCUACCGCUGUGAAUGUGGCUGCUCAUCACGGUGCCACUUUCCCCGUCUAAAACCAGUGGAACUUACUAAGUGAGAAUUCAAUUCUUGCUGCGGCCCAAGCAACUUAAUUGCUAAAAACGAAACCGUUUUUAUUUUACUACAUAAGGCCCCUUGAGCUAUGGAGCUCCCUGUCACAAGCGAUCUGGCCACAACUGAUAUCUCAACGAAGUGGCUUAUCACGUGGACAUUGAUAGUUGCCAAAUACUUUAAACGCGUGAUGUUUAUUCUAAAUAAGGAGGGAAAACCCCCAGAGGACCUGGAGAAAAAUCCACGCGACCACGGGGAGAACACGCAAACUCCAAAUGUGCAGCAGCAGGCGUCAGGGUCGGGUUUGAACUCAUGUCCAGGCGAGGUAGUUAACAUCUCGCUGCCGUGUUGCCGGCGCCACAACAAAUGGUACCACACUACCGCGUUGCCAUUGGGGCACAAUCAACAACAACAUCAACAACAACAACAACACUCAACACGUCCGUCAAUAACACCGUGUGUGGCCUUCAAAGGAAAACAAACACGUGGUUGGCGGCGAUUGGGGUACUUACAUCAAACGUGGUCCUUCCAACUGCAAAACUUAACAUCAACUCUGCCUCUCCACUGUACUGACAUCGACUAUAUUUUGGGACCUCCUUUGCCAGUACCAAAAUAUACUAAUAGGGGUUUCUCCUUUUUUCUGGCAACAAAACUGACACCUUUU